AUGGGCGUCCUACUCGGAGCUCUCGUGCUUCACCCUGCAACGUUUGUCCAUGCCCCCCCGACAUCGACGAGCGAGAUGACGUCUAUCUGGCAGGACACGCCAGCCAUGGAAGUUUCGGAUCUCGAGCUGCGCCAAGACGCGCAGGUUCAAGACAUCCCCGAUAUCUUGGCCAAGCUCCCGUCGGGAGCCUUGAACGCCGCGGGCAAGCUGUUGACCCCCAUCAAGGAGGAAUUGGUCCAGUCGGUCGGAAUCGACACGACCAGAGACAACCUCGCGCGAAACGUCGCGUGCGCCGACAUCACUGUGGUGUUUGCACGCGGAACAACCAAGUCCGGCAACAUCGGCCUUGUCACGGGACCGCCGUUCUUCGAUGCGCUCAAGGAACAACCUGGAGGCAGGUCGGUCGCCAUUCAGGGCAUAGAGUAUCCCGUCACUUUAACCGGGUUCAACAGGAACGGCACGGAGACCCGAUUCAUCAACCAAGCUGUCGCCCAGUGCCCCGACACAAAGAUUGCCAUGUCUGGCGACUCGCAGGUUGCCCUUGUGGUCCGCAGCGCCGCCGAGAGUCUUCCUGCCGGAACGAUGGCCAAGAUCAACUCGGUCUUGACCUUUGGAGAUCCCGCAAACCUAGCGGCCAUCCCCGGAGCAGACGGAAAGACCAAAACCAUUUGCCACGAGAACGAUGCCGCGUGCAGCGGCUGCUUCAUCACCGUCGACCAUUUGACCUGUGGCGAAGAUGCGUCAGCGGCUACUCGAUUCGUAAUCCAACGGGUCUCUGGUGAGCUUGUCUCUCUUCGAAAGAUCCCGUAG
Colletotrichum destructivum is the source of this 810-nucleotide messenger RNA. RefSeq names its product Putative cutinase/acetylxylan esterase, alpha/Beta hydrolase. The transcript has 3 exons. Lineage: Eukaryota; Fungi; Ascomycota; Sordariomycetes; Glomerellales; Glomerellaceae. The coding region runs from base 1 to 810 and encodes 269 amino acids. Gene Ontology annotation, molecular function: cutinase activity. Gene Ontology annotation, cellular component: extracellular region. Gene Ontology annotation, biological process: carbohydrate catabolic process. The record is from RefSeq and is a predicted model, not a curated record.